AUGCCUUCUGAUCCUAAAUCGAAAUCGGGCUCAAACUCCAAAACAUCUUCAUCCUCGAAGAAGCCUUCAUCUUCGUCAUCCUCAUCACACAGUAGGAACUUAUCAACGUCUUCCUCUUCCUCUUCCCGUUCGAGCUCAUCAGAAUCACGAGAUGAUAAACUCACCUCUUCAUACCUCAAAUCGCACGCAGGUUUCCUCCGACCCCUCAUCCUUUUCCUCUCAACAACUACCAUCCUAUCUCCCACUAUCAUCUCGCUCAUCCUACUAAUCAUCCUCGCAUUCCUCCAUCUAUACCUACCGCUCUUCCUUAUACCCCAUCUCUCAGCGCCAAUCACCUUGCUGAUACCUAUCCAAAAUACCAUUCACUGUAUCGUUGCAGAGAAUGGCAAGAAGAAAUCUGACGGUGCGCAAUGGUGUUUGUAUUGGAUCAUAUACUGUCUAACAGGUUGGAUAAGGGGAGCAGUGCAGAUUUGGUGGCCUGGAUACAGGGGGAUGGUGGAGAUUGGUAGGACAUCGGUGUUGGUGCUAAUGGGUGGACCGUGGUUCGGAAGAAUGGGAUUGAGACCUGAGAGUACUGAGGAUAGACCUAGUGGUAGUAGCUCUGAGAAGAGGAGUAGGAGUGGUAGUAGUGGUCGAUCUGGUAGCAGCAAGGACGAGAAGAGAAAGAAUGACGAUUCCAAACGUAGCAAAUGA
Kwoniella mangroviensis CBS 8507 is the source of this 693-nucleotide messenger RNA. RefSeq lists its product as uncharacterized. The record is from RefSeq and is a predicted model, not a curated record. NCBI's taxonomy places the organism in Eukaryota, Fungi, Basidiomycota, Tremellomycetes, Tremellales, Cryptococcaceae. The transcript has 3 exons. Bases 1 to 693 code for a protein of 230 amino acids.